Messenger RNA from Galleria mellonella (greater wax moth), 5412 nucleotides. RefSeq names its product transport and Golgi organization protein 1 (gene Tango1). The transcript has 13 exons. The record is from RefSeq and is a predicted model, not a curated record. Gene Ontology annotation, biological process: vesicle cargo loading; endoplasmic reticulum to Golgi vesicle-mediated transport; protein secretion. Bases 118 to 3810 code for a protein of 1230 amino acids. Lineage: Eukaryota; Metazoa; Arthropoda; Insecta; Lepidoptera; Pyralidae. Gene Ontology annotation, cellular component: endoplasmic reticulum exit site; endoplasmic reticulum membrane.
CGUAUGACAUAACGUAACGAACGAACGAGCGAAGUGACAGAUGAUGUGGCCUAUACUUUCUUAAAUUUUAUUAAAAAUUCAAUUAGUAAUUAUUUCUAUUAAAAAUAAAAUGCCAAAAUGAUUUUGUUUCAAGUUAUUUUAUUUUUAAUAUGUAUCUCUUUAUAUCAAUGUCGCUUACCUGAUAAAGUUUAUUGUGUUAAUCAAGAUUGUUCGUCCCCUAUAUCGAAAGCAAAAACACUAUUAAGCUAUAAUAGUGCUGAAAGUGGAUUUAUACCUUUCCGUGCUAACGCCGAUGCAUUAGUGUACAUGAAAUCAGCUGGUUCUGAUCCGGAACUAUGGUACGCGAAUAUAAACGGAAAAAAUGGUUUCGUUAAUCCACAGUUCUUAAGAGAGAGCAAAAUAUUCGUUAAGUCUUCAGAAUUACUUCACCUACCUCUAGAAAUAAGGAAAAAACAGCCUAAUGUCCAGCCAGACAAAGUGCAACAACCUCAUGAAGUUUUCGAAGGUACAACUAUAUAUACAACUGAAACUACUAUAAGCUCAGCACAUCAAGAUAGCACAACUGAAGCAUCUACUCAAAACAUACCAUCUUUACUGGAUGCAAAUCAAGUAACCUCAGAACCUGCGAAUAAUAUAAUUGAACAUAGUCCCAACUCAGUAGUGAAUGUAUUAACUAAUAGCCAGGAAACUGCACCAGAUAGUCCUGUGAAACAAGAAUCAUCACUCCAAUCCGAUCUUAGUAAUAUUGAAAAUGAAAAUAGUAAGUUAUUAACAAGUGAUACUUUACAAAGUUCAGGUGAAGUAAAUAAUGUUGGGAUUAACAGUGAAAUUGAAAAUGUAAAUGUACAAGAAAUAAAACAAGAACUUCCUAUUCAAAAUUCUCCAGAAGAAACGACUUUACCUCAAACCAUUUUAACAUCAGCUAGCAGUGAUUCUUCUAUUGUGGAUGUAGCUGAUAAAGUGGAUUUGUUGAAAAAUACACCUAAACCUACAACAGAUGACAAUGAACAAAAUACUUCAACACCUUUGCCUGUGAACAAUAUUGAAGAUAAACAACUACCUCUUGAUACCCCUAGUGAAACUAAUACUGUGCUUGACAAUAAUCAUAUAGAAAACCCAUUAAACUCAGAUAAAGUUGGUGAAACUCCAAAUACAGUCCAAUAUGAUAGCAAUUUUCAACAAGACUCAUCUGACAAAGUUGGUAAUAUUGAGAACAUAAAUGGUGGAUAUUUUGGUCUCCCACAAUCUGCUUCUUUAUCUAAUGUAGAUUCACCACCUGUUCCAAAUGUGGAGUCUUCAACUGUCUCAAUCAUGGAAUCACAGCCUAUUCCAAGUGUAGAAGCAACAACUGUAUCCAACUUGGAACCUCAACCUGAACUAAAUGUAGAAUCCACACAUCUCUCAAACUUGAAAUCACCGUCUGAUCCUAAUAUAGAAUCACCUCUUCCAAAUGUAGAAUCAACACUAGAUAAAAAUGCAGAAUUACCAUCUGUCCCAAAUGUAGAUGCUGAAUUGUCUACUGACAACAGUAAUGAUUUAACACAAAAUCUGGAGAAUGAACAUACACCAACAUCAAUUGAAACAUCUACAGAAGGAACAACAUUAACAGAAACACUUGAUCAAUUAUUUAGUGAUUCCACAACAGAGCCUUCAGUUUAUAGUAGUGAAGUUGCAAGUAAUGAUGAUUACAGUACUUCCACAGAACAAUCUCUGCCUUCAGAUGAAUCAUAUGAGUACAGCACCCCACCUCCUAGUGAAGAUACUACUGAAACUACCAUAUCUGAAUCCAAACAGGAUAUUUAUCCUGAAACAUCAACAGAAACAGUCACUCAAGAUAGUAACACUGAUGGUAUAUUUUCUAGUAUAUAUUCUACAAUAGUAGGUCUGUGGCAAUCUUCACCAGAAUCACCUCCAUUGGAAAGUAUUUAUAAUGAUGAUGCUUCACCUGCUUCAGAAAAGUUGGAGGCUGAUGAUGGGUUUUCUUUUAUGAAUUAUAUUGCAUCCAAAUACAAAUCCAUUAUGGGAACCAAUGAAAAUACUCGAGCUAUAUUUGCUUCAGUAGAAGACGCAUACUAUACGAAUGAAUAUUGUGAUGGUGCAAACAAUGAUCAGAAUAAUCGGCUAUUGACUUUCCUGCUCACAACUGCUACUUCUGUGUUACUAUUCACAUUGGGGUAUUACUACAUUGACAAUAAGAGGCAAGACAGUCAGCUGAUUGGCACUAUCAAUUCACUGCAGAGGGAUCUACUAUUUUCUACUAAGGAGGGUGAAAUACUGAAAGAAGAACUUUCAACAACCAAAACUAAACUUGCUGGUAUUGAAGACAAUUCCUUUGGUAUGGAUGACAUGGUACAGUCAUUGAAGGAAGAAAUUAAUGAAUUGAAAGCUCAAAAUGAACGACUUAGAAACUCCCUAGAUGACAAUGAAAAAUUGCUUAGAGUAUCUGAGAAUACUGCAGGGGAGUUACAAAGUACACUGGGUGAAGUUGAAAAUACGCUCAGUGAACUCUUAGCUGAGAGAACUAGUUCUGAAGAGCACAUAGCUGCAUUGAAUGGUAAAAUAGAGGCCUUUGAAGAAGAAUUGAUUACAAUCAGUCGAGAUAGAGAUAACUUCCAACUAAAAUAUGUAUCAGCUGAAGCUGCAUUAGAGGAAUCAAAGAAACAACAGAAACAAUUAGAAGAUUACACACAAAAACUAAAAGAAGCAAAUAACACCAUUGAAUUACAGAAACAUGAAAUAACAGCACUAAAAGAUGCUUUGAAAGAGUUACAAGGUAAAACAUCUGCCAAUAUUGAUAUUACAUCACUCAUAGAUCACACCGAAAUAAAAGCCAAGUUAGCCAAAGCUUUGUCAGAGAAAGAAAGCUUUGAAAACAAAUAUCAGAUUGAACAAAAGGAGCGUAACCGACUAGCUAAAGAACUAGAGACAACCCAACUAUCAUUGGUCACUACUAGUCAACAAGCUACAGAAGCUUCAACAAGGUUGGAAGUCCUUGGGAAGUACUUCCAAGAAAGAGAAAACGAACUAGUAAAAGAGCUCAGCAAUAAAGAAUCGCUUUGGCUCAGCAAGCAAGGUGAAUCGGCCAGCACAGUGGAAAAGAUAGAACUUUUACAACAAGAAGUGCAGAGGUUUAAGGAGAAAUGCGAUGCACUAACACUAGAGCUAGCGGAGCAGGAGUCGAUGCGCCGCACCGCCAUCGGCGAAGUGGAAGCCCGCGCCCACUCCGCGUGGCUGGAGGCGCGCGCCUCCCGCCGCGAGGCCGACGCGGCGCGGGACGACGCCGCGGCGCUGCGCCGCAAGCUGGCCGCGCUCUCCGCCGACGGCGCCUCCUCUCCGCACCACAAAGUGGCGUCUCCAUUGGAGAGUGACACAGUUGUGCCGCCCCCGUUGCCGAUUGCGUUCCUCCCUCCGCCGCUGCUGCCGCCGCUCCCCCGACCGCCGCCACUAGGAAGAUUGCCAUCACCACACCCGCCGCGAUACGGUGACAGGCGCUACUCGCCUGAAAGCCGCUACUCACCUGAGAGCCGCUACUCGCCAGAGAGCCGAUACUCGCCGGAUAGGGAACGUUAUUCACCUGGCAGCCGCUACUCGCCGCGCUCUCGCCGUUCACAAUACUCGCCACGGUCCAGGCGGCGAUCCAGAGACAGGUACGAUGAAGGUCGAGGUUCGCGAACACGCAAUGGACCACCCGACACCGAAACGGAAUACAACUCAGAUAGCCCUACGCGAAAUCCCCGCCGCCGUCGUAGAUAUUCUAGGCAUUCUGGUCCUAGUUCAGGAUCAGGAUGCUCCUUAGAAUCGGAUAAAUGAAAACAACAUCACAUGAUAUAGGUUCUUAAUAAUGCAAUAUAAUGAUCUAAAGUGUACAUUAGAAUUGAGGCCAAACUGUAAUUUAGUUGGUGUUAGAUAGCUUGUAAUAAUUUUAAUCAAAAUUUGAUUUAUGGUGCAAAAGUAGAUGACAGUAAAAUAUUGAAAAAUAAUAUAAAUCAUAUAAUGAUAAAAUAGUAACUUGUGCUCUGAACAGCACUUUAUACUUUGGCGUAUUAAAGAUUGUUUUCCAAAGCCUGGCCUGGCAUUCUCUGGCCCCUUAAAAAGACAUGUACUCUUAGACAUGUCUUUGCGGAUAGUUCUGGGGUGGAUACAUUCCCCACCCCCUUUAAUACGCCUAUGAUUGUAAGGUAGAGAGUAAGUCGUGACUGAAUAUAUUAUUUAUAUAUAAUAUAUAAAUAAUUACCUAAUAAUUUCGUAACAAACAUACGUAGGUGUACAUUUUAAUGUACAGCUAUUGUCAAUGUUGUAGUUAUAACUGUUCUUGUAUGUAUAAUAUUUAUUUCCAAUCAUCUUCAAUAUGUAUAGCUUAUGAAAUUAUAUAAUAACAAUAUUUUAAUUUAUUUUUUUAUUGUACUAUAUUCCUCAAUUCAUCCAUUUUUUUAUCCUUCAUUUUAUAUUUAAAGUGAAUUUAAUACUCCCUCAUAUUUUACUUAAAUAAAUAACUGUAAAAAGCAUAGUCUUACAAUUAUGUAAUCACUCCUUUCCUAAAUAAAGUAAAAAUUCAUAGUUACUUAUGCAUUCAGUUUGAGCGCCGAAACCUAUGUAGUUCUCCAGCCUUACUAAACUGCCGUACAAAAAUACUAAAAAUAUAAUAGCAUAUCUAACUAGAACCUAAUAAUUAAUACAUAAUCAUUACAAUCAGUGUUCAUUCUUAAAAACCCCGUAUAUGUCGCUAGAGCCCUUUGUUAAAACAAUAACAUAUAUUUCAUUUAUUUUAUUUUAUCUAAUUUAAUAAUUGUAUAUAUUUUAUAUUCGAAACAACUACAGGAAACCGUUUUAUUUAAAAAUGCAUUUAUAAUAAUACUUUGGAAUAAACCAAAGAACAAUAUAUUUUUUCUGCUCUACUCUUGUACCUGAUUAUUUUGUAUUAUUUAACAAUUUUCGCCGAUACAUAAAAAUCACUGUUCCUAUACAAUUACGCCUUUGAAUUGGAUAAAUUUAAUGACACAAAAUUAGAAGAUGUACUUAGUAUUAUAAUGCCAUUGAAUUUAUGACUUGUUGUAACAUAAACACUAUCAAAUAUAAUUGUAAAAUCAUGUCAAGAUCAAUCUGUCAGUUUAUGUUCAUUCUCUUCUGAUACAAAAUGUACUUAUUUAUUUAUGAAUAUUCUAGUAAGGCCACUUUCAAUUCUCCUCUGUUUUGUGACUAUUGAUAUUAUUAUAUACAUGUGAUUCUAUAAAUUAUAUUCAAUAGUGUGACAAGGCCUUAAUUAGUGAACUACAACAUAAGCAAUAAUAAUAGUAUUGAAUUUCACAAUUAUCUGUCAUUGAUUGCACUUUUUAAUUUAUUAAUUAUUUGUUAAUAGUCAUUUAAAUGUAAUAUAUUAGGUAUGAUUUCAAAUAAAUAAUUUUAUCUACAUUA